Messenger RNA from Xenopus tropicalis (tropical clawed frog), 1834 nucleotides. RefSeq names its product histo-blood group ABO system transferase. The record is from RefSeq and is a predicted model, not a curated record. NCBI's taxonomy places the organism in Eukaryota, Metazoa, Chordata, Amphibia, Anura, Pipidae. Gene Ontology annotation, cellular component: membrane. Bases 47 to 1192 code for a protein of 381 amino acids. Gene Ontology annotation, molecular function: hexosyltransferase activity. The transcript is spliced from 8 exons. Gene Ontology annotation, biological process: carbohydrate metabolic process.
AGCCUGUGAGAGGAAAGCUUUGGUCGGUGGAUGAUUUCCCCAAGAAAUGACACCAAGCAGGGAGGUACCAGGCUGCUUGAAUGGAGUCUGCUUUCUACCAUCUCCGACGAUGUGGCCAGAAAAAUGCCAGUUCAGGUUUGUGAAGAAAACCCUGUUGUUUUCCAGUCUUGCUGUUGCAGUGCUUGUUGUGUUGAGAAGGUACAGCUACUUCCCAGAAACCUCCUCUAAUUGGCAUUCUCGCUACGGCUUUUCCUGCAAAGCAAACUCAGAGGGAUCCGAUUACUUCAGCUCAAGUCCAGACAAUGUCAAUGUGAUCCACCUUAAAAGAAUGGUGUAUCCGAAGCCUGAAACCUUAAAGCCUCCGAGAACUAAUGUACUGUCCGUAUCCCCCUGGCUGGCCCCAAUAGUGUGGGAAGGCAACUUCAACAUUGAUAUACUAAAUGAACUGUUCCGCCAGGAAAAUGUUCGAAUUGGCCUUACAGUGUUUGCCAUUAAAAAAUACAUAAGGUUUCUCAAAACGUUCAUUGAAACGGCCGAGAAGUUCUUCAUGGUGGGAUACCCUGUCAACUACUACAUCUUCACUGAUCUAGUCAGCAACGUAACUAAUUUUAACAUGACGGUUGGCCCGAGAAAGCAACUUAUCUUCCUUGAGGUCCCCAGUUACGAGCGGUGGCAGGACGUCACCAUGAGACGCAUGCAGAUGAUUCGCGACUUCACUAAGCAGCGUUUUGCCUCCGAGGUGGACUACUUGGUGUGCGUGGAUGUGGACAUGAGAUUCCAAGACCACGUUGGCGUAGAGAUCCUCAGUGAUGUGUUUGGGACUUUACACCCGGCGUUCUUUGUUAAAGGGAGGGACAAAUUUACAUUUGAACGAAGGCCGGAGUCUCAAGCCUACAUCCCUGAAGAUGAAGGAGACUUUUAUUAUGCGGGGGGUUAUUUUGGAGGAAAAGUAGAAGAGGUCUACAAGCUGACCAACCACUGCCAUCAUGCUAUGCUCACCGACAAAGCAAAUAACAUUGAAGCGAUCUGGCACGAUGAGAGUUACUUGAACAAUUACUUUCUAUAUUACAAAAAGCCUACUAAGAUCCUCUCUCCGGAGUAUCUGUGGAACGAGAGGGAUGGGACCGCAUUCUACCUGAGAAAGAGAAGGCUCAUUUCACUUCAUAAAAAUGCAGAUGAGGUCCGGAACUAACUUUUAUAACUAUAAUAAUGUGAUUUAGGUACCUUUGUCACCCUGCACUACCGUGUCAGAUUUGCAGAUCAAGGGGUCAGACUGGGCUGCCAGGGCACCGGGAAAAAACCAGGUGGGCCCAGACCUGAUUCCCACAGGGCACUCCCUUGAGUCACCGGUCUCCCUUCCCUGACGUGCUGAAGGUACUUUUACAACAGCCCCAGAGGGCCCUGCACCCCCCAGUCCAACCCUGAUUAUAUAACAUCCAGGCCCAGACUCAGGGAUUCAAAAUAGGUUCUGCCAUUUCAAGUACACAGAGGUCCAAUAUUAUUGAGGAAAAUAUUAUUAAUUGUGCUUUCAUUGAGUUUUGGGGGCAAAACUGUGGCACAGGAACCCAUGAUCCUCUGGGGUCAUUACUGUAAGUACGGUAUAAUUAUACUUAUGGUUUCAGUACUUCAUUUUGUAUUUUUUGAAAAUGUUUCCUUCCUCCCCUACCGCUUCCUGGCCUACAGCAAAUGCUCCCUCGGCUGUUUGGGUCACUGACCCUGAGGAAGGGAGGUGGGGGCCGGCCAAAAUGUUGUGCCUGCCGGGACUAUUUCUAUAGUGGGCACUUGUUUAAAAUGACAUUCUUAUUACCCAUAAGGUAAUUGUUAUUAACAUUUA